UUGGGUCGUCCCAAUGAUUCCGGAUUGCAAUGACUAUUUCACGAUAGCUAGUAGGGCCUGUCAAGGUGUGAAUUGUUUACGCAGGUGAAGUUGGAUUGACAGUUCUCGAUCAAACAAAGACACGGACAGAAGUAGCUUUUAAAGUCUGUUCGGGCUAUGACACAUUGCUGAAGAGAUAAUGGAGCCAACAGACCAUGCCACAGAAGCCGACCCCCUGAAGAGGGAGGAGGAUGGGGUUGAGGGCGGUGGAACGGCACCACCAGCGCAGACCAAGAAGAAGAGUUUGGGUCUGGCCAAGUUGUCCCACUGGAGGACGGCUGCCUUCUUCCUCUCCCUCUUCCUCUGCCUCAUCAUCGUCUUCGCCUUCUCUUUCAUCAUCCCCUGUCCCGUCCGUCCACAAUACCUCACCUUCUGGAACCGCACCUUCCCCCAAGCAGCCACCUAUGAUUUCCUGGCCAUUGAGGAUGCAAGCAAAGACAAAGUGAUGGACGUGUUGUUUGUCCUGAAGGCCCAGGAGGGCAGUCAGAACAUUAGUUGUUUUGCUGAAGGUCUGGACACACCUUGUGUGUUUGUGUCGGCGGUAGCAGGGACCAACGGGGAGACUCUGUGGGAGCGGCCCUUGGCCCCUGAGUUCCACUGGGCCCAGUGUGGUCUGGACGGCCUUGGAGAAACCAACAGGGGCUGCCUGCUGUCCCACUCCAACCAGCUCACUGCCAUCGACAAAUACACUGGAGUGGUGACGUGGGCGCGGCUCCAGCCUUCCAACCUGAGGAGUACCUUACCUGUCCUCAGUGUCUCAGACCUGGAUGGGGACGGGGUAAGCGACGUGGCUCUGGUGGCGCCCAGCCCAACGCAGACACAGCUGGUGAUCCUCUCAGGGAAGACCGGUGUCCAGAUUGGCUCAGAGGUGGUUCUUGACACCGCUGAGUGUGCCAUGCAUCUCCUCCAUUCCACAGGGAAAGGCUCCAACUAUGUACUGCUCCAGAAAGACUCAGGGUUGUAUGGCCUGGCCCUGUGGAGGAUUGCAGCCCAGGCUAAGGCAGGCAUGGAAAAAGGCCUCAAGAAGGACAAGCACUGGGAGCGCAAAGCCAAUGACUCCUCUGGCCUUGUAUCAAUCUAUGAGUCUGGGUCAUUGAGAUAUGUGUUAAGGAUAGGGAAGGCAGAUGGUCCCUCCAACCUGCUACUGGUCACUGGGGGUAGUGUGGUGCUGAUAGAUGGCGACAGUCUGAACUUACUGUGGAGAGUCAACACCAGCACAGUCCUCAGCGAGCCUUCUUUUGGCCAUUUCAACAAAGAUGGCACACUCGACAUAGUGAUCGAGGAGGACAUUGGCAACCGCAUUAAAAGGGUGGUGAUCCUGGACGGAAACACUGGAGGUACAGUGUGGGAGGUCAACCUACUGGCCAGCCCCAACUCACCCAAGCCAGCCUCAGUCAACACCAUCAACUCCUUCUCUGUGUUCAUGUUCUGGGGGCUGAUGCCCUCCGAGGCCAACGCUACAAGGGAUUUGAGUGAGGAGCGGCGCUCCUACAUGCUGUAUCCCCACUACUCCACAGUUCUCCUGGAGAAGAGCAACGUCAUGGACCACAUCAUCGCAUUCAAAGCCACCCUGUUGGAGCGGGGGCGCCACGCCUGCUACAUCAUGUUGACGGGGCCCGAGGGGGAGGGGACCGAGGGGACGGUGGACCUUAGCAAGCGCAAACUGAAACAGGACGUCACCGACAGCCGGGUCCUCCGCCUGGGCUCCAUAAGCAGCAAAGACACUAACGAGGAAAUCAAAGAGGCCUUCCAGAGACUGCGUUUCAGCGAUGAGUGACAGGCCACUGUUACCAUGACAACAUUGAUGCUGAUAUCGAAACUGUGUUACAAUAGAUAUGACAACCGUUACUGCUGACAAUCAACCAACUGUGUAGCUAUGGUUACCUUAAAGCUGACUACUAAACCUUCUUCUGCUGACCUUGUAUUCCGACUGUCCCAUCAUGACAAUCAGAUUAAUUUAGCUCAGUUCUCUUAGUGUGGAAAUAGGCACAGUAGCGGCAGACUUGGCUUUGGGUCUAUGCAACCAAUAACUGCACUAAUCACAGAAAACUGCCAGGGUAUACCAACCAGGCAAUAUGGUAUUAUGAGGUACUGUAUCUGAAUUAAUUUAUGCAGAACUAGUAGGCUACCGUGUGGGAUAGUUUUUAGAAACCUUUGCUGUAGCAACUUCAGCCUCUGUAAAGGUGGCUAAAGUGACUAAGCAUUUAUGUUAUGCAACAAAAAGAGGCACUAAAAGCCCCAAAGAGCUGCAUGGGCAACCCUGUGGUUAGUGGAAAUAUCUUAAGAGUACUGCUUCCAUAUAAAAUUACAAGUCAAAGCCUUAUAUUGUAGCCAGAGGUACUGUGGUAGAUGACAAUCAGAUGAAACUAGUAGCAGGUACAGUACUAUUCCAAGUUGCUGUAAAUUAGGGUAUUUUUAAAUGCACAUUGACAGAGCUGUAGGCCCUGUAUGAGGGACUCGAGCCUUGAAAGUUGAACGUUUCUGGUGAUCUGUGUUGACGUUCAAAUCAGGCAAAAGAUGACGGGAAAAGGAAAGCUUCAGAAAAUUCUUAUGGAUUACCCCCCCCCCCACCACCCCCCCAUCUCUUAAAAAAUAUAUAUAUGCUUUAAAGUGAUCUUGUAUGGGAAUGAGGGUUCAAUAGUUUGCCUUAUACAUGAAUAUAUUGAACCUUCUUUUUGAGAUUAUUUUUCCUUCUCAUUUGACUUAUCGAUUCAUCUCUAAAAACAUUUUUUUCCAGAUCUGCGUGAGCCGACAACUUGGGGUUCUAUUCAAUCCGUAUCACAGAAGUUCAGCUUUGCAGCGUGAUUGAAAUGUAAAGGCUUUGUUCGUGCUUUAGCGGAAACUGCAUUCACGGUAAGCGCUACAUGUUGGCUCAAUUGGAAAUGACCUUUACAUUUCUAUCGCUGAAUUUGCAACUAGAAAUAACUAUUGGUUUUCUGGUUCGUUAAAGAGCUAAACGUAGAUAUGUUUUUUUUGGGUUAAUAAAUUAGACCAUGCCCAUUUCAAGCUUAUCUUUCAAAAAAAAAGUUACAUCAGAAUAUUUAGCUAAGUUAGCUGGCUAACUCAUUGAUCCUAUUUUGUAGUAUACCCCCCCAGCUCUCGAAGUCCCUGACUUAAGUCACAACUGAUACGCAACUACAGCUGUGUAGUUGCGUAUCAGCCAGACUAGGUGGAACUGCAUGAGCCGUCAAAUCCGCAAGCUGCUCCAAGCAUAACUGGUGCCACAUUCAAAACAACUGGGAACUUGGAAAUGGCCAACUUCAGUGCAUUCAAAACAACUGAACUCGUAAAAAAAAAAAAACAAGCUCCGACUGGGUAAAAAUUGAUUUGAAUGGUCAUUCAGCUCGGAAUUCCAACUCGGGAACUCUGGCCUCAUUCUAGAGCUCUGACUUUCUGACCUAAAGAUCACUGAAGUCAUGAUUUGACCUCUUAUUUUUCCAAGUUCCCAGUUGUUUUGAACACAGCAUGGCAACUCUGGAAAAAUACGAGGUCAAAUCAUGAUGUCUGCAGUGGUGGAAAAGGUGCUCAAUUGUCAUACUUGAGUAAAAGUUAAGAUACCUUAAUAGAAAAUGACUCAAGAAAAAGUGAGUCACCCAGUAAAAUAUUAGAGUAAAAGUAUCUGGUUUUAAAUGUACAGUAGUUGAAAAAGUACUCAAUUGUCAUAAGUAAAAGUUGUACGUACAUUUUUUUAUAUUAAGCAAACCCAAUAUCACAAUUUUCUUGUUUUUUUUAAAUUAUGUACAAUCAGGGGAACACUCCAACACUCAUAAUUUACAAACGCAGUAUUUGUGUUUUGUGAGUUCACCAGAUCAGAGGCAGUAGGGAUGACAAUGCGUUGUAUUGAUAGGUGCUUGAGUUGGACCAUAAUGCUGUCCAGCAUGAGCAUUCUCAAUAUAAAGAGUAGUCUACUUUUGGGUGUCCGGGAAAAUGUAUGAGAGUAAAAACAAAGUACAUAUUUUCUUUAGGAAUGUAGGGGAGUAAAAUAUGUCAAUAGUAAAGUACAGAUAGCCCCAAGAAAUGACUUAUGUAGUACUUCAAAGUAUUUUUUAUUUUGUUACUUUACACCACUAGAUGUCGGUGAUAUCCAGGUCGUAAAGUCAGACCUCUAGAAAGGGGCCGAGUUCCCGAGUUGGAUGACCGUUCAAAACUAUUUUUCCCAGUCAGAGCAACAAAAAAUGUGAGUUCCCAGUUGUCUUGGACGCAACAUAUACCUAUAGCGGACAUUGGCUAAAGCAUAAAUCAUAGUCCACAGACGCAAGGACGCGAUAGUCCUGCUUCCCAUUAUAACAUAGCUACAUGUCUCUAGCACCAUCAUCCGCGGGGGAUUUACAGCUCGAACGAGCACCUCCCCACAAUGCCCAACCAACGCGACUCCCGGUAUCUGUCUUCUACUCAUUAGAAUGAAUGAUGCAAUGAUUCACCACGCUGUACUUGCUUGUUUUGUUACAUGAACUAAAAUGAGGCUCUAGGUGAAUUAAGAAUUUUAGCAACCAGGAAAUGGCGCAGUGAUUUCUGCAUAUUGUACCUUUGACACGAGUGGGAUGGUUGUGGCUUCAUGACAAAUCACAAGAACCUGCAGACUGAUUUGAAAUCUCCAGCUCAGUUACACCGUCAAAACGUUGGUGUCUGCUAUUGCCGGUUAAUGCUUGAUCUGAUUUGAAUCUAGGCCUAAAUUAUGUUGCAAUUUCAAAUAUUAUAAAUUGAAUUAGAAAAAGUACUUCAUGAAUGAAGCUGUGUUAUGGUGGAAAGCGAGUUUGAAAACAGGAUACAUAUUAGUGGUUACUAUACACAAUGACAGUGUAUAGUUUGGUCUAUAGCAUAAUCAUUUACUCCAUUUACUUAUGUUAAAGAAAGGGAAGUACGGAAUUGUAACAGCAAAUCCACUAAUCUACAUGGGUUGACUAGGGGUCGUUCACAUCUCACUAGGGCCAGCUUUAUUACUUCAUCAAUGGGCGCAUUCGAGUGGAUCACUUUUUUCAAGGCGUUGACUAACGCCUUUCAAAGUGUGUUGCAUUAUGGGUAUAAAAAUGGUCAGACUUGCGACUACAACAACCAAACGUCAUGCACUUUCGACUGCAGUCGACUAAAUAUCUGCAGUUUCUCUGCAGAACCAAAGCUUUGUGGGAGACAACCUUUUUCUGUUUUCUUGGAAGCAAAAGGCACUACAUGCUCAUAAAUGGUUGAUGUGGCCACCUAUCAUUGGUUAUUAUCAAUGCAUGUUUACUUUUCUGGGUGGAUGACUAUUUAGCAUUUAAAUACAUUUUUAUUCUUACAGUUGAAUUACAGAGGCAUAUACAUGUGAUCCAAAUUUCUAGCAUAAAUAAAUUAAAUAUCCUGCUCAUGACAAUAUACCUAAUGUAUUUAUCUAGAUCUUACUGUAAUGUUGUCCAAUGUUAUAGCCUACAAUUUGUCUUGUCUGCAAUAUUGCUUUCACCAAACAAAUUCAAAUGUCUUGAUCAUCUAUUAAGUGUGUUAAUAAAAUGGAAUACACUGAACAAAAAUAUAAACGUAAAGUGUUGGUCCCAUGUUACAUGAGCUGAAAUAGAAAAUCUAAUUUUCGUUAAACACAAACUGUAUUUCUCAUGUUGUGCACAAAUUUGUUUACAUCCUCGUUAGUGAGCAUUUCUCCUUUGCCAAAAGAAUUUAAUGUUAAUUUCUCUACCAUAAGCUGUGUCCAACAUUGUUUUGGAGAAUUUGGCAGUACGUCCAACCGGCUUCACAACCGCAGACCACGUGUAACCACGCCAGCCCAGGACCUCCACAUCUGGGUUCUUCACCUGCGGAAUAGUCUGAGGGGGGUGGGGUGCUGAGGAGUAUUUCUGUCUGUAAUAAAGCCAUAUUGCGGGAAACAACUCAUUCUGAUUGGCUGGGCCUGGCUACCCAGUGGGUGAGCCUGGCUGCCAAGUGGGUGGGCCUAUUCCCUCCAAGGGCCACCCAUCGCUGCACCCCUGCCCAGUCAUUGGUAAUCCAUAGAUUAGGGCCUUAUGAAUUGAUUUAAAUUGACUAAUUUCCUUAUAUGAACUGUAACUCAGUAAAAUCUUUGAAAUUGUU
Molecule: messenger RNA, 6090 nt
Organism: Salvelinus fontinalis (brook trout)
Lineage: Eukaryota; Metazoa; Chordata; Actinopteri; Salmoniformes; Salmonidae
Gene: fam234a
Product: family with sequence similarity 234 member A
Exons: 12
Coding region: 179-1816 (545 amino acids)
Source: RefSeq, a predicted model, not a curated record